AUGACGGAUGGAGUAUUAUACCGUUAUACACCGACGGAAGAUGCCGAAGAAGCUCAAUGGGUCGUUCCGGAAUGCGCUAUAAAACGUAUACUGUACGAGAAUCACGACUCUCCAAUGGCUGGACAUUACGGGGUGGAAAAGACACUAAAACGAAUAACAAACAAGUAUUAUUGGCCAGGAAUGCGGAAAGUAGUCACUGAUCACGUGAAGAAAUGUGUCGAAUGCGAGAGGUACAAACCGACAAAUCUAAAACCCGCCGGACUCCUAAGAACGCCAGCCGCGACCAGAAGAUUCGAAGUCCUAGCCAUGGAUCUAUUCGGACCCCUACCAACUACGGAGGAAGGAUUACAAUGGAUAUUUAUUAUCGAAGACGUAGCAACAAAGUGGGUUGAGCUGUUCCCUCUGAAGCGAGCCACUGCAGAAGCAUGCGCCAGAACCCUCGUCGACGAAGUAAUGCUCAGAUAUGGGGUUCCACGCCGAAUAAUUUCAGACAACGGGCCGCAAUUCGUGGGAGCAGUAAUGCAACAAGUAUCACUUUGCUUAAAUUUCGACCAAUCACUAACCCCUGUGUAUCAUCCAGAGGCGAACCCCGUGGAGAGAAAGAACAGAGACCUAAAAGUACAACUCUCCAUCCUCGUCGGGAAGUCUCAUAACCAAUGGGCCUCUAAGCUACCUUCAAUCAGAUACGCUAUGAAUACUAGCGAAUCGCUAUCGACAGGAAAAACUCCCGCAUAUCUGACUUUCGGGAGAGAAAUGCGCAACCCGGGUGAAGUACAACGCGACCUGAGAGAGAUCGUGAUCGGAGAAAACUUCAUAUCGGAACUGACGCCAUAUUUACUAAAAAUAGCAGACACAAUGAAGGAAGUCACCGAAAUCCACGAACGCGAACAGGAUAGGCAUAAGAAAUACACAGACGAGAAGAGAAGACUGCAGCCACAGCAACAACAUCAGCCGCCAUUGCAGCAACAAGAACAGAUGCAACAAUUGCCGGCACAACAGCCAAGUCGAUUGUUAGAGCUGCGGCAACAAAUUUUUAUAUUGCGGCAAGAGCUCCGCCGAGAGGCAGGCCACCCUUACCGAGGUGGCAGUCGUGGUCGUGGCCGUGGCCGUGGCCGUGGCCGUGGUCAUCGAGAUAACUAUAAGCUAUAUGAGCUGAAUUUCGAAAACGACGAAGAGGCAUCCGAUACCAUACAGCUAAGCUACGCAAACGCACUGCGAGACGAUGAGGCACACGCUCUUUCCACGAGUCAACGGAAAGAACUUAAUGAAGUCCUAAAGGAAAACGAAGACAUCUUUGCACAAGGAGGAGUGCCAACUCCUUACGCUGAACACGCCAUAGACACCGGGGAUGAAGCGCCCGUGGCUGUCCCCCCAUACCAAAUGUCACGCUCCAAAAAGGAAAUAUUAGAAAAAGAAAUCAACGCCAUGCUGGAGGCAGAUGUUAUUGAAGAGUGCGAAUCUCCAUGGGCCGCUCCUGUGGUACUAAGACCGAAAAGCGACGGUACGGUACGUGUCUGCAUUGACUAUCGACGUUUAAAUGAUAUCACGAAGACAGACUCGUAUCCGAAGCCUAGGAUCGAUGAAUUACUACACCAUGCGAAAAGGACCCUCUUCAUGUCUACUAUCGAUUUACGAUCGGGAUACUGGCAAGUAAACGUCAAGCCAAGUGACCGAGACAAAACAGCCUUCACGACACCGUUUGGCACCUUCCGAUUCAAACGAAUGCCUUUUGGUCUCAAGAAUUCCGGAGCUACAUUCCAAAGAAUGAUGGAUCAAUUUAGAAGAGGACUAAAAGAGACCAUGGUAUUAGUGUAUUUGGACGAUAUAAUCGUCAUUUCGUCCAGUUUCGAAGAACACGUGAAGGACUUACAACGAAUUUUCGAACGUCUACGUGAAUUCAAGCUACGAGCCAAAAGGGAGAAGUGCAAUUUCGCUCGCUCAGAAGUCAAGUUCCUAGGGCACGUCAUCACAGCCAACGGCAUCCACACAAACGACGAAAAGGUCAAGGCCAUUUUAGAUCUCCCUGCGCCAAAGAAUGUUGUAUGUCUGCUGUAG
Wasmannia auropunctata (little fire ant) is the source of this 2055-nucleotide messenger RNA. RefSeq lists its product as uncharacterized. Gene Ontology annotation, biological process: DNA integration. The record is from RefSeq and is a predicted model, not a curated record. NCBI's taxonomy places the organism in Eukaryota, Metazoa, Arthropoda, Insecta, Hymenoptera, Formicidae. The transcript is spliced from 4 exons. The coding region runs from base 1 to 2055 and encodes 684 amino acids. Gene Ontology annotation, molecular function: nucleic acid binding.